UGCAGGUACCUGCACACUGAAAUUCCCCUCUAUAGGAAUCCUUUGGCUGCUCCUAUAGAUGGUUCCUUCAUCUGUCUGUCAUCUCUCCAUGGAAACCUAUAAAUGGACUCAUUAUUCUCAGUGAAAAGAAGAAUCGUCACAGAUAUAUUCUCAGGGAGAAAAAAAAAACAUCUCAAUUUAUACUUUACCCCCUGGGAGGCGUUUGAGGGUUUGAGUUGCCGAAACCCCCAAACCUAGGCAAAAAGGAACAUACAAUGAACAUGAAUAGGACAGGCAUGGGUUUCUCUGAACAUGGUGGAGCAAAAUUCUGCGUGGAGAGGAUCAUCCUGGAUGAACUUAAACUUGAGGAAGUAGCUCAACGGCAGACUGAAAUCCACGGGCCCUCUAUAAAGAAGAAGAUCUGUGACUCUAUAAGGUGCUUUGUAGGACAGUGGAAGAUUUGGAUUCUAACGUGGAUACCAGUUCUGUCCUGGAUCCCCCAGUAUUCCGUUCAGGAAAAUGGACUUGGUGACCUGGUUUCAGGUGUCAGUGUGGGAAUCAUGCAUCUGCCUCAGGGUAUGGCAUACGCUCUUUUGGCUUCUGUCCCACCUGUGUUUGGUCUCUACACCUCCUUCUAUCCUGUACUGGUGUACUUCAUCUUUGGCACCUCUAAACACGUCUCCAUAGGAACCUUUGCGGUGAUUAGCAUAAUGAUCGGGAGCGUCUCAGAGCGAUUGGCUCCUGAGGAUCACUUUCUGACCAAUGGGACAAAUGGAUCAGUCGUCAUGGAUACGGAGGCGCGAGACGUGCAACGGGUGAAAGUAGCCGCAGCAACGACGUUACUGUGCGGCAUAUUUCAAGUUUUAUUGGGUCUGGUUCGGUUCGGGUUUGUAGUGACGUAUCUCUCCGAGCCGUUAGUGCGGGGCUACACGACAGGCGCGGCCACCCACGUCAUCAUUUCUCAACUCAAAUUCAUGUUAGGAGUUUCGCCCAGACGAUUCACUGGACCCCUGCAGCUGCUUUAUACUCUGGUGGAGCUGGGCAGUUUAUUACUGCAGACUCAUAUUCCCACUCUGGUGAUCAGUCUGGUGGCUCUCACAGCUCUGGUCAUUGUAAAAGAGAUCAACUCCUGCUACCGUCACAAAUUAUUCCUCCCUGUUCCCAUCGAGCUCAUGCUGAUUAUUGCAGGGACUCUUGUUUCUCAUUAUACUGAUCUGAAAGCUGGUAAUGGUGUAGAUGUGGUGGGAAAAAUUCCCAGUGGGCUGGUGCCACCCAGAGUCCCAGAGGUGGGUUUCUUCUCCUCGGUGGUAGGAGACGCGUUUACCGUGGCUGUGGUGGGAUACGCCAUCAGCAUUUCUCUGGGCAAGACUUUUGCUCUCAAAUAUGGAUAUAAAGUAGACAGCAAUCAGGAGUUGUUGGCGUUGGGGUUCAGUAAUGUCAUUGGUGGCUUCUUCCAGUGCUACUCUGUCACUUCCUCACUAUCUCGCAGUCUUGUCCAGGAGAGCACAGGGGGGAAAACACAGGUGGCUGGAGUGAUAUCUGCUGUUAUUGUGCUCAUUACAGUUUUAAAGCUCGGUUCACUUUUUGAGGAGCUGCCCACAGCUGUGCUUUCCACCAUCGUGUUUGUGAAUCUGAAGGGAAUGUUCAUGCAGUGUCAGGAUAUUCCUGCUCUAUGGAAGAGCAACAGAGUAGAUCUGCUGGUGUGGCUGGUCACGUUUCUCUGUACGGUUCUGCUGAAUCUGGAUCUGGGUCUGGCAGCGUCCAUCAUAUUCACACUGCUCACAGUGAUCUUCAGGACUCAGCGUCCGAGGUACUCUUUACUUGGCAGGGUGCCUGACACAGAACUGUACUUGGAAACAGAGUCAAAUAAGGAGGCUAAAGCAAUCCCAGGUAUCACUAUCUUCCGUUCCUCUGCAAUGCUCUACUAUGCAAAUGCUGAACUCUAUCAAGAGGCCCUGUUGGAGAAGUGUGGAAUCAAUGUUCCAGAGCUGAAAAAGAGGAAAGAGGAGGAGAGGGCAAAAAAGAGACAACAGAAGGGAAAAGAUAAACAGACUGGAGUUCUGAGAGAGUUAGCGAACCGAAUGCUGGUCUCCAUGAAGAAUGUGAGUGAAUCUGUGCACUGCCAAAGAACGGACCAUGAACACAUCAUCAAUGACAACGGCAUAGCGACAGUAGGCCACGGUAACACGAACCACGGCUUCCAGCCAGAGCAGGACUCUGAGGAGGAGGAGGAACGGGACAACACAGAGACACACUCCUCCAGCUGUGACAAUGUGCAGGAACACACACACUCCAUCAUCCUGGACUUCACUCCUGUCAGCUUCAUCGACACGGUGACCCUGAAAACACUGGAAAACAUAUUUCAAAACUUUGCUGAAGUAGAUGUCACUGUUUACAUCGCUGGAUGUCAAGUGUGCGUAGUGCAGCAGUUGGAGCGAGGAGGAUUCUUCUCAGAGUCCGUCUCAAAAGGGCGACUUUUCCCAUCUAUCCAUGAUGCUGUGCUGCACUGCCUGUGUCUGAGAGAUCUGUCCUGCUCUGAGCUUGCUCUGGAAAUGCCCUGCGUUACGAGGUUCUGACCAGCAGAUGUCAGUAUGUCCUCCUCUUUGACUGAUGUGCCUAUGUGAAGACCCCUUGUUACCAUGACGACCGGCAUCAGGAUGAUAUAAGUCAAUGGAUAUUGACAUCCCACAAUGAAAACAUCUAGUCAUUUUGAGAUAUAUGUGUGUAGGGCUGCAAACUAUCACGCAUUCAGUGCAUUCACACCACACAAAACAUCGCGGAGCAGAGAGGACACUGACAACACGCCGACAGACAAGACAG
Rhinichthys klamathensis goyatoka is the source of this 2799-nucleotide messenger RNA. It is a transcript of the gene slc26a6l2, whose product is annotated as solute carrier family 26 member 6. The transcript is spliced from 19 exons. NCBI's taxonomy places the organism in Eukaryota, Metazoa, Chordata, Actinopteri, Cypriniformes, Leuciscidae. The record is from RefSeq and is a predicted model, not a curated record. Gene Ontology annotation, cellular component: membrane. Gene Ontology annotation, biological process: transmembrane transport. Gene Ontology annotation, molecular function: chloride transmembrane transporter activity; bicarbonate transmembrane transporter activity; secondary active sulfate transmembrane transporter activity. The coding region runs from base 255 to 2555 and encodes 766 amino acids.